AUGUCAUACACUGUACCAAAAACAAUUCCAAAAACACAAAAAGCAAUUUGGUUUGAUAAACCUAAUGCACCAUUAGAAUACAAAGAUAUAGAUGUUCCAAAGCCAAAACCAACAGAGCUUUUGAUCAAAGUUCUCUACAGUGGUGUUUGCCAUACAGACAUACACGUUUAUCAGAAUGAUUGGCCAAUUGAAGCUUCAGCCAAUGUUUCUGGACAUGAAGGCGCUGGAGUAGUUGUAGCCAUGGGAGAAAAUGUUAAAGGUUGGGAAAUUGGUGAUUAUGCUGGUAUAAAAUGGCUUAAUGGUUCAUGUAUGAAUUGUGAAUUUUGUGAACAAGGUGCUGAACCAAAUUGUCCUCAUGCUGAUUUAUCGGGUUGUACUCAUAAUGGUUCAUUUCAACAAUACGCAACUGCUGAUGCAGUUCAAGCUGCUAAAAUUCCUAAAAAUGCUGAUUUAGCUAAAGCUGCUCCAAUUUUAUGUGCUGGCGUUACCGUUUAUAAAGCUUUGAAAACUGCAGAUUUAUUAGCUGGUCAAUGGGUUUGUAUUUCUGGUGCUGCUGGUGGUUUAGGUUCUUUAGCUAUUCAAUAUGCAACUGCUAUGGGAUAUAGAGUACUUGCUAUCGAUGGUGGUGAAGAUAAAGGAAAAUACGUCAAAUCAUUAGGUGCUGAAGCUUAUAUUGAUUACACAAAAGAAAAAGAUAUUGUUGAAGCAGUUAAAAAAGCAACUGAUGGUGGUCCACAUGGUGUCAUUAAUGUAUCAGUAUCAGAACAGGCUAUGAAUCAAUCAGUGGAUUAUGUUAGACCAUUAGGAAAAGUUGUAUUAGUUGGAUUACCUGAAAAUGCAAAAGUUACAGUUCCAGUAUUUGAAUCAGUCAUUAAAUCAGUUCAAGUUAAAGGGUCAUAUGUUGGUAACAGAAAAGAUACUCAAGAAGCAUUAGAUUUUUUUGCAAGAGGUAAAGUUGAUUGUCAAAUUCGAAUUAUAGGUUUAAGUGAAGCACCAAAAGCUUUUGAUCAAUUAAAAGCAGGUAAAGUUAUGGGAAGAAUUGUUCUUGAUACUAGUAAAUAG
Molecule: messenger RNA, 1062 nt
Organism: Lodderomyces jiufengensis
Lineage: Eukaryota; Fungi; Ascomycota; Pichiomycetes; Serinales; Debaryomycetaceae
Gene: ADH1
Product: Adh1p
Exons: 2
Coding region: 1-1062 (353 amino acids)
Molecular function (GO): zinc ion binding; oxidoreductase activity
Source: RefSeq, a predicted model, not a curated record